This is a messenger RNA of Chiloscyllium plagiosum (whitespotted bambooshark), 7183 nucleotides long. The record is from RefSeq and is a predicted model, not a curated record. NCBI's taxonomy places the organism in Eukaryota, Metazoa, Chordata, Chondrichthyes, Orectolobiformes, Hemiscylliidae.
UUCAUAUUCUGGGAAUAUAAUUGGCAUUGCGGUGGAUUCCCCUUCCCGGCAGCUGUGAGUUUCAUUCCGUAUAACCAGCACCGUCCACUUGUCUGAAAGACUGCUCUCCACCAGAGACUUUCACGGAAGCGAAGGGAAGGGGUCGACCCUGAUUUAUUUUGCGUUUUUUUUUUAGGAGGGGUGAACAACUGUAACCCCUUCCCGCCCCCCGAUUGCUGUCAGUUUCUGCUCCACGCUGUUAAGUAUCGCCUCACUGGGAUCAGUGUGUUUGUGUGUGUGUCUGCUGGACUGAUGAGAGAGAGAGAGAGAGCCAGCCUUUCGCAUUUGUUAUGGAAACAGAGCGGAUGUAAAUCUGUAUAUACAAAGGGAGGGACUGCUCCCCCUCCAGUAUCCUGGGCUCCCUCGACAGUAAUUAAACGCUGGAGAACAUCACCAUCAUUUUAGAUAUUUUGUAAUCAACCAGUUGACAGAGGUGACAUCCCUCUGGAGUAAGCUGGACUUUGGAACCUGGCUCUCCUGCCUGAGAGGUAGUGUCACUACCAGUGUACCACCAGGAUCAUUUUAAAAAGGACAGAGAGACUGGGGGACAUUUGUACGUUGCCAACACUAAAACAGAUACAUUUGCUUUACGGGGAUGAGGCGUUCCGUGCUGGACAAGGCGAUCAGCCAAUCACAGCUCACUGUAGGCCUCCAUUGACGUCAUCGCACCAAUCAGCAUCGCCGAGGGCAGGACCAAACGUCAGUCCUGAGCUUGAUAUGUGGCUACAUUGUCAAUGCUGGCCCAGCAGCUGAUCUACUCGUCUCAUUUCACAAAUUUUAACUCAGCCGACCAAAGAACUCUCCAGACUUGGGCUGAUCUUUCCCUCAAGAAACUUCUGGAAGGUUGAGUGUAAACUUUGUGAGAAUGCUUUCCUUCUGGAUCAGUUCCAGCCGCAAGAGAAUGAUAUUGAUGGUUAUUCAAACAAAAAAUGGCACUACGGAGAAAUUUUGCCUCUAAUUUUAGAAGCAGCCGGAGAGUCACCUGACAGCUGCCUCGGUGUGUUUUACCUCACGCCUGAUCGAAAGCAAGGAUUCUUAGUUAAAUCACCGAGCGCUGGAGCUACGAGAGUGCGACUGAGAAAGCUGCACUUCACAUUCGAUUCUUACCUUCACCAGUUAAUUGGCUGAAAUCUGAAAUCUGUCUGAACAAAACAACUGGGUUCAGUGGUGAUCCAACGUCCAACCUCUCCUCCAACCUGGAGAAUCCCACGGGAGCAAAAGUGAAAGUUGCCAAAAUUCUUGGUCAAUGUAAACGUAGAAAAUAGGAGCAGGAGUAGGCCAUUUGGCCCUUCCAGCCUGCUUCGCCAUUCAAUAUGAUCCUGGCUGAACGUCCAACUCCAUACCCUGGCUGAACGUCCAACUCCCUGUACCCUCUGAUCCUUUAGCCUGAAAAUGUGAUGUUUUGGCCUCAAUCACUUGCUGUUCCACAGGCUCACCGCCGUCUGGGAUGACCAGCGUUCUCCUCAUCUCAGUCCCAAGUGGUCUAUCCCAUCUUUAGACUACGAUGUUUGUUUUGUGUUUGUUAUUGGAAUGUCACAGAGAGUGAAACCUGCAAAAGAAGGCACCUCCGAGAGAAGUCCUGUCAUGGAGGGUGGUAUGCAGCUGCUGAACCGUGAUGGCCACAGUAUCUCCCACAAUUCCAAGCGCCACUACCACGACGCUUUCGUAUCGAUGAACCGAAUGAGGCAACGGGGGUUGCUGUGUGAUAUCGUUCUGCACGUGGGCAAUAAAGAAAUCAAGGCCCACAAACUGGUGCUGGCCUCAUGUAGCCCUUACUUCCACGCCAUGUUUACCAAUGAGAUGAGUGAGAGUCGCCAAACACAUGUUACAUUACAUGAUAUUGACCCUCAGGCCUUAGAGCAGCUUGUACAAUAUGCCUAUACUGCCGAGAUUGUGGUGGGCGAGGGAAAUGUACAGACACUGCUCCCUGCAGCGAGCCUCCUGCAGCUGAAUGGGGUUCGGGAUGCCUGUUGUAAGUUCCUCCUGAGCCAACUCGAUCCGUCCAACUGUCUGGGAAUCCGAGGAUUUGCUGAUACACAUUCCUGCAGCGACCUGCUCAAAUCUGCACACAAGUACGUGCUCCAGCACUUUGUGGAGGUUUCCAAGACUGAGGAGUUUAUGCUGCUGCCAUUGAAACAGGUGCUAGAUCUUAUCUCCAGUGACAACCUGAAUGUUCCUUCUGAAGAAGAGGUGUACAGGGCUGUGCUGAGCUGGGUCAAACACGAUGUGGACGGAAGGCGCCAGCACGUACCCAGACUGAUGAAAUGUGUCCGUCUGCCUCUCCUGACUCGCGAUUUUCUGAUGAGUAAUGUUGACACGGAACUUCUGGUCAGACACCACUCAGAGUGCAAAGACCUCCUAAUCGAAGCCCUCAAAUAUCACCUAAUGCCUGAACAGCGGGGAGUCCUCAGCAAUACCCGGACCAGGCCUCGGCGCUGUGAAGGGGCCAGCCCUGUCCUCUUCGCAGUCGGUGGUGGUAGCCUAUUUGCUAUCCACGGAGAUUGUGAAGCCUAUGACACAAGGACAGACAGGUGGCACAUGGUAGCCUCCAUGUCGACUCGGCGCGCGCGGGUAGGCGUAGCGGCGAUUGGGAACAGGCUGUACGCAGUUGGGGGGUACGAUGGCACUUCUGACUUAUCGACUGUUGAAUCCUAUGAUCCGGUAACCAAUUCCUGGCAACCAGAGGUAGCCAUGGGAACAAGACGGAGCUGCCUUGGAGUGGCAGUGCUACACGGCUUGCUGUAUGCGGCGGGAGGUUACGAUGGCGCCUCGUGUUUGAACAGUGCUGAGAGAUACGACCCACUGACUGGAACGUGGUCGUCGGUAGCUGCAAUGAGCACUAGGCGACGAUAUGUCCGAAUUGCAACACUAGAUGGAAACCUCUACGCCGUUGGUGGAUAUGACAGCUCUUCGCACUUAGCAACAGUGGAAAAGUACGAUCCACAGACCAACACGUGGACCACUAUCGCUAAUAUGCUGAGCCGUCGGAGUAGUGCUGGCGUGGCAGUGCUGGAAGGAAUGUUGUAUGUGGCUGGUGGGAAUGACGGAACUAGCUGCCUUAACUCCGUGGAAAGGUAUAAUCCAAAAACCAACACUUGGGAGAGUGUGGCACCCAUGAACAUCAGAAGGAGCACGCACGACCUUGUAGCAAUGGACGGGUGGCUUUAUGCAGUUGGAGGCAAUGACGGGAGCUCCAGCCUUAAUUCCAUUGAAAAAUACAACCCUCGCACCAACAAGUGGGUGGCAGCUUCAUGCAUGUUCACACGACGAAGCAGUGUGGGCGUCGCUGUGCUGGAACUACUGAACUUCCCCCCUCCGUCUUCUCCCACGCUCUCUGUCUCUUCGACCAGCCUCUAAUGCCAGAGUCCCCGCCAGGCCUUACCUCGUGAUGAACACGGUCCUUUUGGAAGCAGCCAAAGUUUGCUGCCCCUGGAUUUGUGACGAGGAAGCUCUGGGUGCUGUUCCUCCUGCUCGACAAGAACAAAAAAAAACGGGCUGGAUUGCACCUGAAGUGGUGAGCGUUCUGUGAACAAAUCUGAAAUUUGCCAAAAACAGGCAGCGUCCGAUUGAAUGAUACAGUGCAACUGCCCACCUGCAAUGGUCUGGUCACACAACCUGAAAGGUGUCAUUUGAGGCCGAGGAGGAGUCAGGUCUGAAACCUCCAAUGUUCAGGUGGGGGGGGGGGAAUUGUGUUUUUUUGUUUGAAUGCCCUAUCUCUAUCGUAAGAGUCGGCACAGAGAGCAACGCUGCCGGUGUGUUGGAAAAUUUGGCAAACGACAGAAUCUCUCCAUAACUCAACACAUCACCACCAGGAAAGUGCAAACUGUUGUUAUUUCUGGAAUUUUAUCUCACGUUUUUCAUCGGUAUUUCCACGGCAUGAUGCACAGUGCUUUAAUUCCAGUGAAAAUAUAUGACAGCCCAACCUUGGCCGUAAUGGCCCAGCAAUGGACACUGACCACUCUCUUUGAGCCCCUCUCCUCCACAACUCCACUUUUAAUGACUUUUUGUUUAAAACCUCACUCUGUUAUCUUCAAGGCUAUGUAGCAUAACUGAUUAUACGACAUAUCAACUCCUUCCUGAGUACCUUAAUUAACCAAGGUAGACAACAGCAGUGCACAGAAGAUAUGACAAAGAGAGCUUAACAACUGAAUAGACCUAAUUAUUCCACCUCUUUUUGUACUGAUCAACAAAAAUAAUUCAUAAAUUGAUUGCAUACCUCGUACUUUUGGUAAAAUAUAAUCUCCAGGAGAUUCUACUGUAGCACUUGGAUUUUAUCACUCAACUUGUACUGUCAAUGAGAAGUUACCACUGACCAGAGGUGAUAAUGUGUGUUUAAUUUAAUUUUUAUCUUUUAAAUGUGAAGUUUGUUGUCUUUUUAUGCAUUUUAAUUUUUUUUUUACUCUAUUAUAUUUCUGUGUAUUUUACUUAAAUGAUUGUCUACCUCUGGUCAGGGUACUGUUGCCAGGUAGAAGGGCAAAGAGGGGAUCUUGUGUGCUGAUUUUAUGGGGAAGGUAAGGAUUGGGGAUGAAUCCAAUAAGCAUUGUGAAUAAUGCUUUCUUCCCAAAUAAUGAAUAAUGCUUUCUUCCCAAAUUUCUCUUCAGUAGCACGGACAAUACGUAAUAAUGAAAUAUAACGUAAUUUACCUUUUUUUGGUUUUCGCCCAUGCCAUUUUGGUUUCUCAUGUUACUAUGUCUUUUAGGCGAUAUGUUCUCAUCCAUUUCUGUAGCAAAGCCAGUGUCGCAUUAGAAGCUACUUUUGGGUAAAUGUCACUGAAUCAGGUAGCUCCUCAGUGUGUGUAUAAUCACACAGAGUGUGUGCCGAAAAUUCCCAUCAUGCAAAUGGUGUCAUUAUUUUACAUGCUCGUGCUUCCGAACCUCAACAGAUUCCUCCAAGUUCUCGAGAUGGAUGAUUGGGUACGGAGGGGGUAAAUCAAUAAGGAUAAUGUCAACUGGGACAGGUCUUGUUACCACCCCCGCCCAAGCCUAGGGCACAGGAAAGCUUGUCCUGCUGCUAACUCCUGUCUGGGGCACUAAGUUGAGGACAUCAUCAGAUUUGACUGUGAUGGUGUCGUAGUAAAAUAGUCUGCCAACUGACAGUUCGGUAGGGAGAUGGGUGGCAUUGGUGUUCCUGAUGAACUGGCAUAAUAUUGGUCGCAGUCUGUAAGACAACCCCCUCCCCAUUUUGCAUCGGUUUUCCGAAGAUGUAAUGGUGGCCAAUCAAGUGAGAUCAACCCCUUUGUUCUAUCACAACUCUCGAUCACCGCCAUGAGGUGCUGGAGAGCCAUCUGUAUUUGAACUGUGACCCCCCCCCCCCCAGGUGCCAGCAGUUUAUUUUAGUCACCUGACCUAAAAUCUUGGAAGUACUCAACUUUGAGGGUAGAAUCAUCAAUCUCUCUCCCACAUCCCUGGAGCAGUAGCUCUCUAACAAAGCUUAAAUUGGCGAUACUUGGCACUGCUGAAUAGAUUCUCUCUCUCCCCAUCUCAUUACUCAUCAGCAAAGCCAAUUCCACCUACUUUCCCCUUGUUCUUGCUUUAGCCAGUCAUCCGUCUGUAGUAAAUGUAAAAUAAACCUCAUGUACUGGGUUACACUGAAUGUUAAUAAAUGAACCAGCUAGCAUGUAAAUAAUUGCUAAAGUAAAUCUAGGAAAUGUAUGUUUCCAGCAAAACAAUCUCUUGUUGUACAGAAUGCAGUUGUAAAAGGGGUUUGACUUUGGGUCUUACAGCGAUUUUCACCAUGGUUUCUAAGGAAAUUAUUGUCAGUUUUGAAACCAGACCUUUUCAGUAGAUUACCAAAUAAUAGUUAAAAUGGGUUUGAAGUUGUUGAAUUCUAAAUGUCCAUGUUUUUAAUUGUUUUUGUUCCACAGUGAGUGUCUGAGGAUGUGUUAACUCAAACCCUAUAGAAUAUUGUGCCAGAUGUCCACAUGAUGGUUUCACCAGCCUUCGUUCUCUGACUUCAAUGAACUUUGCACCUUGACUCCAUUUGUCUUUGUUAUUGACCGUGGCCUCCAUAUAGAAUAUUCUUUGUCCAACAAGGCUCAAGUCAUCUACAUCAUGUAGUAGGAUUCUAUACAAUAGAACUUUUUAAAAAUUCCUUCCAUAAUUGAACAAAAUGCAAUGUUUGCGCUAUGCCAUUCUUGUUUGUAACUGUUUCUGUCCUAGACACCUUGACUGGAACAAUUAGAUUAUCCAAACACAAACUGUUUGUGUGAUAAUUCAACCCAUUUCCAACCUGUCUCAGGUCUUGGGAAAACACGGUUAAGUUUCUCCAAGAGCUAAGAAGUUUAAUCCUAUUAAUUUUGUCAUUUAUGAACUGACUUACAGUAUAAUUCUUUAAAAAAAAAAGGCACAUAUGUUUAAUUUAAUAAGAAGCUUCACUGUAAGGCAUGGAAAAUGUGUACAGCAUCUUUUUAGCUCUUAGCAAAGCUGUUAUUAAAUGAAAACCAAUACUUACAUCCCUCUUUCAGUCAGAUAUUUGGGAAACUACAUGUGCACUGUGCAGUGAUUUAGAAUGUGUUUGAGUGAACCUAUAAGAAUUGUGGGUACUUUUGGAUAUAGUUUCACGACUAUGAUGUUUACCUGUCAGUCGUUUGGAACCUUUGCCUUGUCCCUUCAGGGUUAGCUUCAAUGUAGCAUUUCUACUCCCACCUCCCCACACUGAAAAUAAAAGUAGAUUUAUCUGCUUCAGAGAUCCCUCGCUGGCACAGGGAGCUAGGUUUCAGGUUAGUUUGUGCAAGGUGGUAAGGCAGGCUGCAACAAAGGUACAAAUGCACAAACUUGUCGGUCGUCAAAAUAGUUGAUCCUGAUUUAUUUUUCUAAGAUUACAAUUCACAAAUGGUGUGUGUGUGUGUGUGUGUGUGCGCGCGCGCGUGAGUUUUUUUUUUGUCAAUUAGAUAAUCAGACCUGAACAGAAUCUAGUACAAUGGUUUUGUUUUUAUGUGCAGGUAUGAAGAAAAUGACAUGUUUGAACAGGGUGGGUGAAGCACCGUGGGUUUAGUUUAAUUUACAGUUAAUAUAUGUGAAACUUGUCGCUUAUUUAUAUGUAAUUUAUGUUGGCAAUACUUGUGUGAAAUGUUUUCAUUAUCUUUGCACUACACUUUAAAGAAAAGCAAUACAAGAUUAUGUGUGAAAUAAAUGUUUUUUCAUUA